This is a messenger RNA of Cylas formicarius (sweet potato weevil), 2377 nucleotides long. It is a transcript of the gene dnr1, whose product is annotated as E3 ubiquitin-protein ligase MYLIP. Gene Ontology annotation, biological process: ubiquitin-dependent protein catabolic process. The transcript is spliced from 7 exons. The record is from RefSeq and is a predicted model, not a curated record. Bases 205 to 1488 code for a protein of 427 amino acids. Gene Ontology annotation, molecular function: ubiquitin-protein transferase activity. Gene Ontology annotation, cellular component: cytoskeleton. Lineage: Eukaryota; Metazoa; Arthropoda; Insecta; Coleoptera; Brentidae.
UCAAAAAUGCUUUACUUUAUACACUUCAUUCUUUGUGAUCUGUUGAUUCGUGUAGUUUGUGUGGCGUGAAGUGCACAUAAUUUGGUGUUAUAUUCAUUACGCGAUUUUUAGUCUAAUUUAAUUCUGUUUUAAAUGGAAAGUCCAUCCCACAAACGAGGUAUUUACUGAGUGUUUAACGAAAUAUCUAAUUAAAAACUGUCCAAAAUGUGGUGCUUGAUCAGUCAACCAAAUUCAGUGGUGUUUGAAGUUCGAGUUGACCCAAAAUCCAUCGGCCAAGAUUGCCUUGAGAAGGUGUGUGAAUACUUAGGAAUAUCAAACGAAGCGGAUUACUUUGGACUGAAAUAUGAAAACACGAAGGGUGAAGAAUUAUGGCUUAAUCUGAGAAACCCAAUAGACCGACAAGUCAAUUGCCACGGUCAUACGUCGCCCUUAAGGCUCGCUUUACGGGUGAAGUUUUGGGUACCGCCUCAUCUUUUACUUCAAGAAACGACUAGGCACCAGUUUUAUCUACACGCGCGUUCUGAUCUAAUCGAAAAACGCCUUCUUGCCAAUGAUUGGAAUGGUGUGUCUCGGGUUAUCGCAUUGAUCGCUCAAGCCGAGUCCGACGAUUACGAUUCUCUUCACCCACCUCACAGCCUCUACCUGCAGGCAUCUACAGUUGACUGCGUAGACGCUUCGUCCAGGCCGAACAAUCUUCUUCAACGGAUCAUCACUAAUCACAAAAAAAUGAAGGGCAUGAAACGAUCUGCCGCCGAAUAUUGGCUACUGAAAGAAAUUUCGGAACUUGAGUCAUUUGGUGAAGAGAUAUUCAAGAAAACGCACCCUAACGUGUUCGUUGGUGUCGGACCUCAUGGUAUUACAAUUUGCGAGAAGAGUAAAGAAAAACAACUUAUCUCGUUUACCAACAUAAUCAGCGCUUCUUCUCACCGAAGAACAUUUAAACUCGAGUAUCUAUCGGUCGACAACCAAGAAACGUCUUUGGAGGUGAAGCUGGAUUCUAGUCACGCUGCGAGCAGCUUGUAUCGGGCGAUCACUGAAAAGCAUGCGUUUUACAGUUGCGAAACUGUGCGAAGUGCAGUAACAUCUCAGUUUAUCCGCGAUUUGAAAGGUACAAUCGUUUCAAUUUUCAACGAAGAUUCGACUCUAGGCAAGAAAUAUGUAUUUGACAUUCGACGAACCUGUCGAGAAGUAUAUGACAACGCUCGCCGCGCCAUCUACCAAGAAAGUAGAGCUAGGUUGACUUUAGACAAUGAAAAAUGCGGCGCUAAUAUGUGUGAACGGAGUAAUUUUAAGGAUUCCGAGGAACGCCUGACGAGGUUUAUUGAAGCCAUGACGUGCAAAAUUUGCAUGGAUAACAAAAUAGAUUCCGUAUUCAUUCCGUGUUCCCAUGUGGUCGCAUGUACCGAGUGCGCAGCCCGAAUCGAGAAGUGUCCACUUUGUAGGACUGAAAUUUCCCAGGCCCAAAAACUUUUUAUGCCAGUGUGGUAGCCAUUUUGUCUUCUAGGCUGACUCUUAUAUAGCAGUGUUUUAUGAACGUUAUCGAAUCACACCGCACGACGUUGUUAUGUUUGAGAAACACAUGUGUAAUCUUAGGGAAAUGAAGAUUGAUCUCAAGUAUUAUUAGUGUAACCAUAAAAUUGUUGAACUCUAUAAGUGUUUUCUAUUGUAUUUUUAUGAAUGUGUUCAGAAACGCGUGUGAUGGAAUGAAAUCGAUCCAAAAGUUUCUCGACUUUCGAUAAUUAAAUUUGUUCAUUAGCUAAAUGACAGCGCUAUUCAGGAUAAAAUCUUUGUGUUUCUCGAAACACUCGUUAUUCCUAAUUACCUUCUAGAGAUAAAUGUGAUCUUAUUAAUUUUAUAUUAACAAUAACCUCAUAUUGAGGUUGAUUUUGUACUAUUGUGCUGAAAGCGGCCUGUUUAAUGUUAACACAUAAUUGAUAAGAUUCUGGAUUUACAGUGGGUGUAUCUUCUUUUGAUAUAUUUUUUAAAUGCCAAAAAACACUUGACAAUAUAGUUGGUACUUAAUAGGAUUAUAGUCAUCUUAUCAAUGCAAGGAUUACUUGUAAAUAUAUUAUUUCUUUUUUUUUAAGUAAAAUAUGUUAGUUCGUUAUACCUAGUUGGUAAGAUGUGAUAAUUUUAGUUGUGAUAAAUUUUUCAUUAACGCUUCCGAUUUUUUCUUUUUUGGUGAAAUUGCGGUAAAAUAUGCCAUUUGUUACCACUCCUUCGAUAGUACUUUUUACCCCUUUUUACAUUAAUAUUGUUAUUCUUAACCCGAUACGGGUGCUAGAUAUAUUAAAUAUGUGAAUAUUUUUGUUAACAUUAUUUUCAAUCAAACAUUAUUUUAAUCAAAAUUUAUAUACUAAAUGUGAAUAAAACAUUA